Marmota flaviventris (yellow-bellied marmot) is the source of this 2009-nucleotide messenger RNA. NCBI's taxonomy places the organism in Eukaryota, Metazoa, Chordata, Mammalia, Rodentia, Sciuridae. The record is from RefSeq and is a predicted model, not a curated record.
UGCUGACCCCUGCACACCCCAGCCUCACCCUCUACAGCCCAACAAUGACAGGAGAGGCCACCUCCGAGGCCACUGCCUCUGGUCCAGAGGAGACGGCAUCUGAGUCUGUCAGUGUUCCCAUCACAGAGCCUUCUGGAGAAGUGGCAGCAUCGGAGUCCAAAGGAGAAGAACAGGCGGAGGAGCCCCAGGAGCCCCAGGAGCCCCAGGACCCUGCUUCUCAGGCACUGGCCCCCACAGCUCCCACGGUUACUAAGCCUGCACCCCCAAGCGAAGAUGUCCCCAGCGCACCGCUGCUGCUGACCGUGGAGGAUGUGAGCAGCAGCUCCGUGACUGUGAGCUGGGAGCCCCCGGAGAAGCUGGGGAGGCUGGGGCUCCAGGGCUACGUGGUGGAGAUCUGCAGAGAGGGAACCUCAGAGUGGGUCCCUGUGAAUGCCCGGCCCAUGAUGGUGACCCAGCAGAUCUUGCGGAACCUGGCUCUAGGAGACAAGUUCUUCCUGCGUGUGGCCGCAGUGAGCUCCGCGGGGGCUGGUCCACCUGCAGUGCUGGACCAGCCCGUCCACAUCCAGGAGAUCAUAGAGCCCCCCAAGAUCCGUGUCCCCCGCCACCUUCGGCAGACUUACAUCCGCCAGGUGGGAGAGUCGAUCAACCUUCAAAUCCCCUUCCAGGGGAAGCCCAAGCCUCAGGCCUCAUGGACACACAAUGGCCAAGCCUUGGACGGCAAGCGGGUAAACGUGCGCAGCGGGGACCAGGAUUCCAUCCUCUUCAUCCGCUCCGCCCAGCGCUCUGACUCAGGCCGCUAUGAACUCACUGUGAGGCUGGAAGGUCUGGAGGCCAAGGCAGCCAUCGACAUCCUGGUGAUUGAGAAGCCUGGGCCCCCCAGCAGCAUCAAGCUACUGGACGUGUGGGGUUGCAAUGCUGCCCUUGAGUGGACACCACCCCAGGACACGGGCAACACAGAGCUCCUGGGCUACACGGUGCAGAAGGCAGACAAAAAGACGGGGCAAUGGUUCACAGUGUUGGAGCGCUACCACCCAACCACCUGCACCAUCUCCCACCUCAUCGUUGGCAACUCGUACUACUUCCGGGUCUUCUCAGAAAACCUGUGUGGCCUCAGCGACUCAGCCACCUCCACCAAGGAGCUCGCCCACAUCCGGAAGGCGGAUAUUGCUGCCAAACCUAAAGGGUUCAUUGAGCGAGACUUCUCGGAAGCCCCCUCGUUCACCCAGCCCCUGGCUGACCACACCUCCACCCCCGGCUACAGCACUCAGCUCUUCUGCAGCGUCAGAGCAUCGCCCAAGCCCAAGAUCAUCUGGAUGAAAAACAAAAUGAACAUCCAGGGGGACCCCAAAUAUCGUGCCCUCUCUGAGCAAGGGGUCUGCACCCUGGAGAUCAGGAAACCCAGCCCCUUUGAUUCCGGGGUCUACACCUGCAAGGCCAUCAACGUGCUGGGGGAGGCAUCCGUGGAUUGCCGGCUGGAAGUCAAAGGUAAGGGAUUGCUCUCUGGGGACCAUACCAUGGAUGGGACAAUAGGAGACAUUCCCUCUUUGGAGUUGGAUUGGAUGCCACUGAGAGCUGAAGAUUAAAGCAGGAGAGAAGGAGACAGUGAGGAUCAGAUCAGGCCUUCUGAAUGACCUUCCAAGGGGGAAGAUGACCCAGUGGGGGGGAGCACGUGACCUUGAACCUCGAUGUUCCCUCCUCUCCUCCCCUAAGCUCUAACCUGCAGGAUCUCUUCUAGCCUCAGCCACACACUGAGGAGCAAUGGAGGAGGCUGGUGUGAGGAGACAGGUCCUGCAGGCCUGAGGGGUCCGUCCCCCAGGUCCAAAAUCUAGCUCAGCAGAUACCAAAUGACCUGCAUUUCCAUAGCAACAACUGAUGGAACCGCCCCUACCUGAUGACCUCCUGUCCCCGGAGGCUGGAGUUCAGAACUCAGGAGAGGGCCUGGCAGGCCCCAGGUCAGGCAUUCUGGGCACCAGGGAGCCCGGAAGGAACAGAGACUGGAACACCCUUCA